AUGAAUUCUUUAGGACAAACUACACAACUACCUAAUUAUUCUUGUAGUGAAAAUAAUGCCUCUAUUCAGUUUACAUUGUCUUCAUCAUCUCAUUCAGCUGCGAAUCCAACAUCAAAUUGUUCUUUACAACAAUGUAAUGUAAACUUAACUAAUAAUAAUAACGAUAAUUGCCGUUCAUCAUCAACGCCUUGUUUUGAUUAUCGAACAAUAAAUAAUAUUAGUUAUUGUGCACCUGGUAUUUUAUGUUCAAUAUUAGAAAGAUGUGAUAAUGUUACACAAACAUGUUCCUCAAAUAAUUCAAUAUGUAUUAUUAAUUCAUGUUGUUCAUCACAAGCAGUAUGUUUACCAUUCUUAGCAACAUACAUGUGUAAAACAGGAUGGUUUUCUACUGGUAACAUGACUAAUGCACGAUAUUAUCACACAGCAUCUGUCUUAUCAAAUGGAAAAGUACUAGUUACUGGUGGAUAUGGCCCUACUAGUUAUUUAAAUAGUGCUGAAUUGUAUGAUCCAUCAACAGGUAUUUGGACAACUAGUGGUAACCUGACUAAUCCACGAGUUUCUCAUACAGUAUCUGUAUUAUCAAAUGGAAAAAUAAUAGUUACUGGUGGAUAUGGCCCUACUAGUUAUUUAAAUAGUGCUGAGUUGUAUGAUUCAUCAACAGGUAUUUGGACAACUAGUGGUAACAUGACUAAUUCACGAUAUUAUCACACAGCAUCUGUAUUAUCAAAUGGAAAAGUAUUAGUUACUGGUGGAUACAAUAGUAACAGUGCUUUAAGUAGUGCUGAAUUGUAUGAUCCAUCAACUAGUAUUUGGACAACUACUGGUAACAUGACUAAUUCACGAUAUUAUCACACAGCAUCUGUCUUAUUAAAUGGAAAAGUAUUAGUUGCUGGUGGACAAAGCAAUACUGCUUUAAAUAGUGCUGAGUUGUAUGAUUUAUCAACAGGUAUUUGGACAACUAGUGGUAACAUGACUAAUCCACGAGAGUAUCAUACAGCAUCUGUAUUAUCAAAUGGAAAAGUAUUAGUUACUGGUGGAUACAAUGUUGGCAUUGUUUUAAAUAGUGCUGAAUUGUAUGAUACAUCAACAGGUACUUGGACAACUACUAGUAAUAUGACUAAUGUACGAGAUUUCCACACAGCAUCUGUAUUAUCAAAUGGAAAAGUAUUAGUUACUGGUGGAUACGAUGGUAAUAGUGGUUAUUUAAAUAGUGCAGAGUUAUAUUAA
Molecule: messenger RNA, 1227 nt
Organism: Adineta steineri
Lineage: Eukaryota; Metazoa; Rotifera; Eurotatoria; Adinetida; Adinetidae
Source: the annotation of a GenBank genome assembly